GUAUGGCAGACAGAUUCAGAUAGAAGGAAGGGGUAGGAAGAACAGUCAGUGUCUAGCUAAGAAAGCAAGCUAGCAAAUAAAAUCCGUCUCCAUCCUUUCCCAAACGAAAGGGAAUGCCACCCAAAAGGACAAGAACAUAAUCUACACAUUUUAGGCAUUCAGAAAAACCUCAUAUUGUGAUAUUUUGAAAAACGGGGAGGUUUAAAAGGGAUGGUGAAAUUUGGAUUGUGAAAGAAGAAACAGUAAUAAUAUUAAAUAUAGGGAGACGGGUUGGAAAGCAGAGAAAGGGAAUAUUUAGAAAUAAUACAAUUCCAGCGGUUUAAAAGGUUGAAUUAGAAAGUACUCUGGGAUUUAUUGUAUUACUAUUACUUAUUCUUUGAAAAUAUAAAAUAAAAACCAUGGAACUUAGAGUUGGAAACAGAUACAGACUGGGGAGGAAAAUUGGAAGUGGUUCAUUCGGAGAUAUUUAUUUGGGAAAACAAGCUACCGAAGGUACUAGCAGUGGCAGCAUAAAAGGAGCAGAUAUUGCUGCUGGAGAAGAAGUGGCAAUUAAACUAGAAUGUGUGAAAACCAAACACCCACAGCUCCACAUAGAGAGCAAGAUCUACAAAAUGAUGCAGGGAGGAGUUGGUAUUCCCACAAUUAAAUGGUGUGGAGCAGAAGGUGAUUACAAUGUGAUGGUGAUGGAGCUUCUGGGACCAAGUCUUGAGGACCUCUUCAACUUCUGCUCAAGAAAAUUCAGCCUAAAGACAGUCUUGCUACUGGCUGAUCAGAUGAUAAGCCGCAUUGAGUAUAUCCACUCGAAGAACUUCAUACACAGAGAUGUGAAGCCUGACAACUUCCUAAUGGGACUGGGGAAGAAGGGGAACCUCGUUUAUAUCAUCGACUUCGGCCUUGCCAAGAAAUAUCGGGACGCACGCACACACCAACACAUCCCCUACCGUGAGAACAAGAACCUGACCGGUACAGCCCGCUACGCUUCCAUCAACACACACCUGGGAAUCGAGCAGUCGCGCCGUGAUGACUUGGAGUCCCUGGGCUAUGUGCUGAUGUAUUUCAACCUGGGCUCCCUGCCCUGGCAGGGCCUCAAAGCAGCCACCAAGAGGCAAAAAUAUGAACGAAUCAGCGAGAAGAAAAUGUCAACCCCCAUUGAAGUCCUCUGCAAGGGCUACCCAUCCGAGUUUGCAACAUACCUGAAUUUUUGCCGGUCUCUUCGUUUUGAUGACAAGCCAGAUUAUUCAUACCUGCGACAACUCUUCAGGAAUCUCUUCCACAGACAAGGGUUUUCCUAUGACUAUGUGUUCGACUGGAACAUGCUUAAAUUUGGUGCCAACAGAGCUGCUGAAGAUGCAGAGCGAGAGAGGAGGGAGCGAGAGGAGAGAAUGAGGCACACACGGAAUCCAGGCACUAGGGUACUGCCACCCACAACAGCUGGAAGGCCCAGGGGAACCCAAGAUGUCGCACCACCCACUCCCCUGACUCCCACCUCUCACACUGCAAAUACGUCCCCCCGCCCUGUAUCGGGAAUGGAGCGCGAGAGGAAAGUCAGUAUGAGAUUGCACCGCGGUGCCCCAGUCAACAUCUCCUCCUCUGACCUCACAGGGAGGCAGGACACCUCACGUAUGUCAACGUCACAGAAUAGCAUUUCCUUUGAACACCACGGCAAGUAGCUGCUCGCCAUGUUCUUGUUUGAAGGCAGCACUGGAUCCUAUCUCGAGUGGCCCCCAGCGGUCUCCAGUCUGCUGUACACCGAUGAAAGAAAGCUAUUUGCCAUGGAGGGCAGAUAAUGCAUGGCUGAUCUCUACUAGUACUAUUCCAACAGCUUCACUGAUGCAAAAAAUAAAUAAACCCCAAAAUGAACAAAUAAAAAGAGCUUAUGAUGCCUUUUAAAGAAACAAAACUUCAGGUUUAAAAAAAAAAAACUGCAUACAAAAAUAGGAACAGAACCAUUUUCUGCAGCCCCUGCUUUUGCCAAGCAGAUGUUGCAAGAAGCCACUUGCUACAAGCACCAUUUGAGUAGCAGCAGAAGUGGGCUUUGAGAGACGAUUUACCAAGUGGACUGGCUAUCUUUGCCAUUUUUGUUCUCCCUCCACUGUUGGCAAAGUAAUGAUUUUAUUAUCCUACUGUAAUGAUAGACUAACACUUUUUAAACUGUUUUGUUAAGCUAAAUUUAACAGGCUCCAGUCUGUCUAGAUGGGUAGUAUGUCGGUGUAUUGCUUUUAUUGUCUGAUUAUACAAAAAAAAAAAAAACUUUUGAAUUUAAGACUUGAAAUUCCUCAUAAGCCUCACAGAAAAUGUUUCACAUGAAAUUUAAAAAUAAUUAUUAAACUUCACCUUUUGUUUUUUUGUAUGGACCCGUUUUAUGCUUAGUGGCCCAUGUUCCUUUUUUCUAUUUGACUAAGGAUUUCAAAACAUUUUUUGCUAGCUUGUUUGUAGAACCUUUUCAAGUUUUUCUUCCACAUUCAAAUACUUUGACCACUGACAAUUCUGAGUUGUGUGCAAUAAUGUUCUCUGAAUUUCCUAGUGAUGCCAGUGGUAGGUACAGUGGCAACUAACAUCCCUAAACACCUUUUAAAGCCAAUGACAAUGUGGAAGGAGGAACUGGGUAACAUUUUAAAUGGGUAUCUUUUUUUUUUUUUUUUUUUUUUUUUUUUUUUUACACAGAUUUCUGUUGUAUUUUAAUCUUUAGAAAUAGUCUUUGGUGGGUUUCCUGGUUUCGCUGAGACUUCCACAUUGAAGCGCUCUGUACUUUGUUGCUAUUUGUCGCAGUCCCAUAAUAUGUUUUAUAUUGACAUUUUACACCAUUUCAAAGCUGUGAAAUAAUAAAACCUGUAUAAUUGAAAUGUAAAUGUAUCCAUUUGCUGUCCUGUGAAUCAUGCUAAGUUCUGUCAUUUUAACCUGAGCUAUCAAGCCUUCUUUAAUAGACUGCAGGGACCUGGUAGAAUAGGGCUUUAGUGUUCAUGCCUCAUUGACUAGCAGUUCUUGGGACACUUAGUUUUUUGCCAACUCAAAGGAGCAGUAUUUAUAAAAGGACCUCUGGCUCUUAAAUGAACCUUAAAGGGGUUAGACAAAAGGGACUGGUGUCUCAUGCUAAACAAGUGGCGAGUCAUGGUAAAUCCCCAUUUUAUAACUAGCUUCUUUAAAUAAGUGAACUGAUCUUGCUUUUUUAAUAUACAUUUUAAAUGGUAUCAAAAACAGACUUGUGAUUUUUGGUUUGUCAAAAGUAGGAUAGUCUGUCUUUUAAGUGACAUACUUUGCUUUUAAAAAAAAUAAGUAAUUGGCAAGGAACACUGCAUGCAAACUGGGCUUUGGCAAAGUUUAAUAACUAUUGCUAAUUAAGCUGCAUCAUAGAACUGUGUACAGUAGUGAUUUCUUCCUUUUAAGAAAAAAAUAGUCUUGCUGUUGGAAUGAAAGUUUGACUGAGGCAUGUGCACAAAAACCUAGGUUAUAUACCUGAAUUUAUAAGAUCUCUGCUUUAACAUUGCUAUAAGGGAGAGGAGCUGUUGUGUGGGACUUCGCGUUUGUAAUUAUACAGUUUACACUAAAACAUUACCCCUUUUUCCAUAACUAUUACCUUGAACUGUUUCAAUUGAGUCAACUUCUUGUGUAUGUCUGAAUCAUUCUCCUGACCUAUUUAUCAUUCUCCAUUAUGGCUGACCACAUCAACUUUCCACAUCUCCUUCUCCCUUUACAUAUUAGCAAGUCUGUAGGAUCCUGUCUAAUGGUAAUCUAUUAGCCCUUUUUUUGUUUUCAUUUGUAUUGCCACUGUAUUUGUGUACUUUAAAAUUGUGUAAAUAAAUUAUUACUUGUAAA
Molecule: messenger RNA, 3813 nt
Organism: Polyodon spathula (Mississippi paddlefish)
Lineage: Eukaryota; Metazoa; Chordata; Actinopteri; Acipenseriformes; Polyodontidae
Product: casein kinase I
Exons: 11
Coding region: 399-1670 (423 amino acids)
Biological process (GO): positive regulation of canonical Wnt signaling pathway; signal transduction; positive regulation of proteasomal ubiquitin-dependent protein catabolic process
Cellular component (GO): nucleus; cytoplasm; spindle microtubule
Molecular function (GO): ATP binding; protein serine/threonine kinase activity
Source: RefSeq, a predicted model, not a curated record